Messenger RNA from Magnusiomyces paraingens, 1017 nucleotides. RefSeq lists its product as uncharacterized. Gene Ontology annotation, biological process: peptidyl-arginine methylation. Gene Ontology annotation, cellular component: nucleus. Bases 1 to 1017 code for a protein of 338 amino acids. NCBI's taxonomy places the organism in Eukaryota, Fungi, Ascomycota, Dipodascomycetes, Dipodascales, Dipodascaceae. The transcript has a single exon. Gene Ontology annotation, molecular function: protein-arginine N-methyltransferase activity. The record is from RefSeq and is a predicted model, not a curated record.
AUGAGUGUACCUAACGAAAAGACUUCUAUGCCUUAUUCUGAGAAGCAUUAUUUUUCUUCUUAUGAUCACUAUGGUAUUCACGAAGAGAUGCUGAAAGAUCAAACAAGAACUCUCUCAUACAGAAGUGCUAUUUACCAAAAUCCAUCUCUUUUUAAAGAUAAAAUUGUUUUAGAUGUCGGAUGUGGGACAGGAAUUCUCUCUAUGUUUGCUGCUCGUGCCGGUGCUAAACAUGUUAUUGGUGUUGACAUGUCCAAUAUUAUCAAUAUGGCCCGAAAAAUUGUUGAUUUAAACGGAUUUUCGGAUAAAAUCACUCUUAUCCAAGGAAAGCUUGAAGAAAUUGAAUUGCCAUAUCCUCAAGUUGAUAUUAUUGUGUCUGAGUGGAUGGGAUAUUUCUUACUUUAUGAAUCGAUGCUUGAUACAGUACUUGUGGCAAGAGACAAAUAUCUUAAACCAGAUGGUCUAAUUUUACCUGAUAAAGCUACAAUUUAUCUUGCAGGAAUUGAAGAUGCUGAGUACAAAGAAGAAAAGGUUGGAUAUUGGAAUGACGUUUACGGAUUUGACUAUUCACCUUUUCAAGAAAUUGUUUUAGCUGAUCCUUUGGUUGAUACAGUUGAGUUAAAAUCUAUAGCGACAGAUUCAGCUUCUGUAUUUCAUAUUGAUAUCCAUAAAGUGAAGAAGGAAGAUCUUUCCUUUCAAAACGACUUUAAGAUUCGUGUUCAGCGUGAUGAUAAUAUCCAUGCCUUGAUUGCGUGGUUUGAUAUUGAAUUUUCAAAGGGACCUGUCCCUGUUAGAUUUUCGACUGGUCCUCACGGAAAUUAUACACAUUGGAAACAAACUGUAUUUUAUUUGAAAGACGUUCUUCAAGUGAAAAAAGGAGAAGUAAUUCAAGGUAAAAUAACUUGCUCUCCUACUGAAAAAAAUCCUCGUGAUCUAGAUAUCGCUAUUUCUUACAAAUUUGAACCAAAAAAUGCAAGUGAUCGUAAUAGCACUGGAGAUCUUAAAUAUUUGAUGUGUUAA